AUGCAAGGUCAUAUUCUGGUAGCCUCCUUGUUCUUCAUAACAUUAACUGAAGGAUUUCUUAUCAAUUUCAGCAAAUGUCCAAUAAAAAAACAUAAAGCAACCAAAUAUAUAAAGGGUGAUCCGUUAUUAGUUCAUAAAGAUUUUGAAGAUCGGCUUAAAUCAGUAGAAAAAGCAGCAAAAGAUUGUAAUGUACAUGUCUAUGUCAAAGGUUCUUAUUUUCAAACACCAGAUCCAGCUCAAGCAGUUCCAAUUGUUGACGCUGAUUUAGCUAUUGGUCAUGGUUUUCGAUUUGAACUUCGUGAUACAAAUGAUGCACUUGUGUGCAAUAGUUUAUGUCUUUCAAGAAAUCCAUCGACAAUAUUUGAAGUUAAAUGUUUCUUAGAAACAGUCGUGAGACAUGGUUUAGUAUGGUCAAUGUCUAAUUCAAAUGUUAUUAGUGAUGGUACAUAUGAAGCAGAUAAAAGAGGAUAUCACGAUCUGAAAAAAGAUAUACAAACAAAAUGUCAAAAAGAAUCCUUUAAACGACAAUUACAACGAGCACUUCUUGAAGAGAACGGAGAUGAUCAAGAUUCUGAAGGUGAUAGCCAAGAUAAUACAGAUGAUACUACUGACAAGAAGAAAAAAUAA
Rotaria sp. Silwood1 is the source of this 627-nucleotide messenger RNA. The record is from the annotation of a GenBank genome assembly. NCBI's taxonomy places the organism in Eukaryota, Metazoa, Rotifera, Eurotatoria, Philodinida, Philodinidae.